ACUGAAGAAGUGGGAUAAUGGUCAGCAAAAGUACAUCCUACACAUCGAAGUUUUCAGAGACAUGUUAGACCGCAUCAUGCAUCCAGACUCCAGCAGUGAUUUCGACUCUUCGUCCAGCUGUAGCACAGCAUCGCCUGGCGGGGACACCCCUGGAUGCAGCCAGCAUCCUUCUGACUCGCUUUCAUUAUCAGUGGAUAGCGACAAGGACACUGAAAGCAGUGCAGACUCCUUUGUUCCGACUGUGACUGCAAUCUCAACCUCACUGGAUCUGAAGUGGAUGGUGCAGCCGACAGUCAUCACAUCUGCCUCUCCAUCCAGCCGUGCAAAGAGCAGAAGUCAAAGCAAAAACCAGUCGUCUUCCCAGGCAGGAUCAAACAAGGCAAAGCCCUGCAGCAAGAAAGGGCUGAAAGAUAAGGCCACCAAGGAGGAGGAGGAAAGGAGGAGGAUCAGGAGGGAGAGGAACAAAAUCGCUGCAGCAAAGUGUCGUAACAGAAGGAGGGAGCUGAUAGACACUCUGCAAGCUGAGACUGACAAGCUGGAAGAAGAGAAGUCUGCCCUCCAGACAGAGAUAGACGACCUGCUGAAGGAGAAGGAGAGACUGGAGCAGGUCUUAGCCUCCCAUAAACCCUCCUGCAAACUCCCUGCCGAAAGCAUCGAGGAGGAAGAGGAGGAGGAAGAGAAGGACAAUGAGGAUGAUGAUAACACGAUGCUGCAGGACCCUCCGGCUUCACCACAGCUGCUUUCCAUCUUAGAGAAUGUAAAAAUACCAGAGAGCAACACAACUGUUGCAGAAGUCCCACUUGGCCAAGAUGUGGACAAUGUCCCUUGCAUCCCUGCAGCAGCCAUCUUGGGCAACUCCAACAUCCUGCUGUGUUCAAGCGCAGAAGAAGAGGCCCUGCAGGACUUAAAAGGAGAUGACCUUGAUGACUUGGUGCCAAGUCUUGAGAUGGCAGCAUCCGUUCCUGACAUUGAUCUGAGCGGCCCCUUCUGCCUUUCAGACUGGGAAACCCUGUACAAGUCUGUGGCGAAUGACCUUGAAUCUUUGAACACACCAGUCAUGUCUUCCAGUCCCACUUGUAGCAAUUACCGCACAGUGUUUUCCUUUAAUUACUCUGAGAUUGAUUCCCUGUCUGAGGGCUUUGAGGGCCUCAAAGGCAGCCUGGAAGCGUCUGAACUAAUGAAAGAUAAUCUUAACUCUCCAACACUUCUGGCCUUGUGAAUGCAAAAAAGUUAUGCAACAAUAUUGUUAUUGUAAUCUAACCAGUCAGAAAGCUAUGAUCUUGCUCCUUCUCAAAUAAUCUUGUUUGAAUUUUGCUGUUGUGAAAACAUAAACAUCAAAGGUUGUGUAGAUGACAUGUUUCUGUGGACGUAUCAGGGUCGACUUCUUCCAUUCAAAUGGUGCGAUUCUCUAAGAUGAGACUUUGUGCUGGUUACAAAAAUGCAUGCAAAAACAAGUCAUCUGUGUUCCAAGAAGAGGUGGUAUGUUGUGUUUUAAAAAGCUCUUACUGUGAUGUGAAGUUAGUUGAAGCUCAGUAGCCUAUAAUAUAUAUGUAAUACUGUUGACAAAGUUGUGUUGUAGCCAACAUGUGAAAAUAGCAGGGUUACUAAUGUGUAGCGUGUAGGUGUAACAUCUUGCUGUAAGGUGUCCACUAACUUGACAUUUCCAUAAAAAAUGAUCAUGCCAUGUAUUUUAUCAAGAUGUAUUUUAUGACAUAGUUUAUUUUUUUACUUCUCAAAAAUGUUCAGAUGCAAAAAAUAUAUAGGCUUAACACUGGAAUAAAAAAAAAUACAGAU
Messenger RNA from Cheilinus undulatus (humphead wrasse), 1794 nucleotides. RefSeq names its product proto-oncogene c-Fos. The coding region runs from base 62 to 1219 and encodes 385 amino acids. Gene Ontology annotation, cellular component: nucleus. The record is from RefSeq and is a predicted model, not a curated record. The transcript is spliced from 5 exons. Gene Ontology annotation, molecular function: RNA polymerase II cis-regulatory region sequence-specific DNA binding; DNA-binding transcription factor activity, RNA polymerase II-specific. Gene Ontology annotation, biological process: regulation of transcription by RNA polymerase II. NCBI's taxonomy places the organism in Eukaryota, Metazoa, Chordata, Actinopteri, Labriformes, Labridae.